AUGACCGAAACGACCGAAACGACCUCCCCAUCGCCGAUCCACCCCUUCUACCGCCUCUGGUUCACUCGCCUGGACCCGAUCAUGACCGCCGGGUCGAUAUACAUCACUUACGUCCACCCAGAGAUCGUCCUCGCGAGCCUCAAUCCGACAUACCGCUCGCCGCCCGGCCCGGAGACCAUCGCCCUUCUCGACCUCAGCGGCGCUUUAUUCUGCGUCUGUCUCCUCCUGCAGCUGGGCUUACUCCGCGCGCGGCCCGCCGACGUCGUGGUGUGGCAUUACUACGCCGUGCCGGUGGGUCUCGUCGACGUGAUCAUCUGUGCUGCCAUUCUGAGGGGGUUGAGCGCGCAGGGCAGGCUGGCCGUCCAGGCGUGGAGGGUCGAAGAGUGGAUGAACUUGGGACUUACGGCCGCGUGCGCGGUUGUCAGGGCGGCAUUUGUGCUGAGGAUUGGGGUUGGUCUUAGGGCCGCGAAGGCGGAUGAUGACGUGAAGUCGGAGGAGGAAAAGACGAGGAGGAAGAUGAUUUGA
Cladophialophora carrionii CBS 160.54 is the source of this 525-nucleotide messenger RNA. RefSeq lists its product as uncharacterized. The record is from RefSeq and is a predicted model, not a curated record. The transcript has a single exon. NCBI's taxonomy places the organism in Eukaryota, Fungi, Ascomycota, Eurotiomycetes, Chaetothyriales, Herpotrichiellaceae. Bases 1 to 525 code for a protein of 174 amino acids.